Messenger RNA from Pseudogymnoascus destructans, 1623 nucleotides. RefSeq lists its product as uncharacterized. The transcript has 2 exons. The coding region runs from base 394 to 1272 and encodes 292 amino acids. NCBI's taxonomy places the organism in Eukaryota, Fungi, Ascomycota, Leotiomycetes, Thelebolales, Thelebolaceae. The record is from RefSeq and is a predicted model, not a curated record.
CCAACGAACUCCAAGUAACCUCUAUUUUUGAGUAACUUGUGAUGAUUCCGUGUCUUCUUCUUAGCUACCACACCUUCUUUACUUUAAGCCGGCUUGGCUGUAUAUGUCACAAAUAAGCGGAUUAUGGACUUUGGAUUUUUGAAAUACCUCAGUAGUAAUUAUUAGCGGGAUGUUUCCUGAACCUCUCGGAUUCCACUCCAACCUCCACUUCCUAUCUCUCUCUUCCGUCACCACUCUACAGCAUUUAUUGUAUAGAGUUAUCCUCAAGACGGGUGCAAUCCUAUGCUAAAAUCAGGCACCAAAUCCACCUCACCUUUCCCAUCAACGCCUAACGCAUGCCUCGCUUCCGCCUACGCAUUAUAAAUUCUGUCAAAGCGAAGCACUAUACUCGACAUGCCCGAAGCACAACAAGUCUCUCAAGCAUUCCCCCUCGAGGGUUGGUCGCUGGAGUCUAUUUCAAGAGAAGAUAUCAUCCGAGCCUUGGACGAUGCGCCAAAAAUCUAUAGUAAAGCCUAUACUCAAAUCGCUCGCAUUUCCAGCUCCGUCGUGGUAAAGUAUGGCUCUGAGGUUCAUCUUUGGGAGGCGAGGACGAUGACAUAUGUUGCGAAAAUGCCACGUGUGCGAUUGCCAAAGGUCUUUGAUGCUUGGGAAACGAAAGCAGCCCCGUUACAGGAAGAGUCAACCACGACUUAUAUUGUGAUGGAGUAUGUCCAGGGUGAUCUGGUCUCGGACGUGUGGCCCGGGCUCAGUUCAGAGCGCCGCCUCAGCAUACAUCAGCAGGUCUACGAGAUGAUUCGAGAACUUCAGCGCACAAGAUUGGCCAUGCCCGGCCCUAUUGGCGGUGGAGUCUCAAACGGCACGUACUUCACCGAUUAUGGCGCCGGCCCGUUUCUCUCGCGGGAAGAAUUGGAAGAGUGGUUCAAUGAGCGCCUUCUCGUCUGUCAGGAAUUCGGACUUGUAAAAGCUACCCAGCCCUCUUUUACCGGUCAAUUCCAAGAGCUUGUUAUAUGCCACUUCGAUCUGCAUGCCCAGAACAUGAUUCUCGACGGUCAGGGGAAUGUUUGGCUCAUAGAUUGGGCAUACUCAGGUGCAUACCCGUCAUAUUUCGAGAAAGCAGCUUUGUCGAGGAAUGUGGAUCCUGCCUUUGCCCAAGGGUUGUUGAGGUUGAUGGAUGAUGGCCAAUUCAAAGAGGAGAUCCAGCAACUUGAGGAUAUUGGAUUUGCGCUGAGUACAGGAGCAUUUUGUAAACCUUCUGGAAAAUUGCGUUCAUAGAUCAAGCCGGCUCCUGGACUUAUGGAGAUGUAUAUUAGAAGCAAGGUUUAUAUAUCUCAUGGAAAGGGAACUAUGAUUACGAGCAGAGCCAGUUCUGAUACAGCACAUUGUUUAUUCUCCAUCCCUUUUUUCUCUCACUAUACAACAGAGCCGACCUUGGACAAUGGCAAUGUUAACUUGCAGAUGGCAGUUAAAGAGUAGAUACUGUAGUUAGUUUGAGUGAAGAAUUUAACAGGAUAAUCGUGACCAUUCAACUGAUAGCAAGGCAACGUAACUGAACAGAUAGACAUACUAAACCUUCCAAGAAAUCCAACUUGGCUUCGUUAGCACUUGGAGUGUAAUUGUUAUGGC